AUGACAGUUGGUUUGCCCCUGGGUACGCACAUACAACAUGUACAUAGGUAGGCAUCUCCCUAAGUAGCAACGUACCUACCGAGGGACACUUAUAAAUAGGGAGAUUCCCGUAAGCCUGAGAUCCUAUAGGACUUCCUCCUAAAGAAACAACACGCAAGCUAACUUUUACUUCUUGUCGCACUUGCGAAAUUACAAAAUGGCUGAUAAACAAAUCUCGACAUGGACCUGGUUCCAGGUACCGACUUCGAAGACUCUUGAUAUUUCUAUUUUCAAGCCACUGCUUGCGAAUGAAUCGGACUACUUUGAGACUUAUUAUGGACGAGUUAUCGAGUCUCCAGAGCAACAUGUCUUAGUUAUACCCUGGAGAUCGCGCGCAGCCUACGACGCCUUUACGAAGUCGAGCCAGUACGAAGAAAUGAUGAACAAUCUCACCGCACUUUCUUCCAGCAAACCUCAAACGCAGGCCAUAAACUUUGGCAAGAUUGCUUACUACUGGCACCUAGUGCCAUAUAUGGAGAUUAAGACCGUGUACUUCCCCAGCUCCGUCUCCACACAGACGCGUGAGCAAGUGAGCGGAAUCAAAGGUCUCGUUCUUUCGAUGCCCAGUUUUGGCAGGCAGUUUGCCCAUCUAUCUCCUCAUCGAGGCCUCCCGUGCAGCGGGUGGAUUGAUGAUCCUCGGAUUUGGGAAGGUCAAGACACGCUAGCAUGUAUUUGGUGUCAUUAUUGGAAAGAUAAGGAGACCGAGCAUGAUUUCAAGACAAAAGAGAGAAGACCUCCCAAGAACGGCGAGACAUAUCGGCCACUUGCUUUGGAGAAAUUCGAACAGGAUCUAAAGGACUUAGGAGCGAUUGGGUGGAAGGAGAUUCAUAUUGAUUUUGAGAGGCUACAUUAAUACAGUAGUGUGGUUGAUAUUAGCCAUUAGAAUAGGGAAAUUCUAUGGGGAGUGAUGUAUCUAGUGCCAAUUUGAUAUGUCUAAGCUACCCAAGA
Hypoxylon trugodes is the source of this 987-nucleotide messenger RNA. RefSeq lists its product as uncharacterized. Bases 197 to 892 code for a protein of 231 amino acids. The transcript has a single exon. The record is from RefSeq and is a predicted model, not a curated record. Lineage: Eukaryota; Fungi; Ascomycota; Sordariomycetes; Xylariales; Hypoxylaceae.